Messenger RNA from Onychomys torridus (southern grasshopper mouse), 1878 nucleotides. RefSeq names its product fructose-bisphosphatase 2 (gene Fbp2). Gene Ontology annotation, biological process: fructose metabolic process; fructose 6-phosphate metabolic process; sucrose biosynthetic process. The transcript is spliced from 8 exons. Gene Ontology annotation, molecular function: fructose 1,6-bisphosphate 1-phosphatase activity. The record is from RefSeq and is a predicted model, not a curated record. The coding region runs from base 107 to 1180 and encodes 357 amino acids. Gene Ontology annotation, cellular component: cytosol; cytoplasm. Lineage: Eukaryota; Metazoa; Chordata; Mammalia; Rodentia; Cricetidae.
AGUCAGCAAGGGUGUCUCUUCAGCUUGCAGGCUGUGAGGCUGCUGCCCCAAGAAAGCAAGGAUUCCUGCAGGGAGGAAAAGAGGCUCUGAGGUCUCACCUGCCACAAUGACGGACAGAAGCCCCUUUGAGACAGACAUGCUCACCCUAACCCGCUAUGUUAUGGAAAAAGGGCGACAGGCCAAAGGGACCGGGGAGCUCACACAGCUGCUCAACUCGAUGCUGACUGCCAUCAAAGCCAUCUCUUCGGCUGUGCGCAAGGCGGGCCUGGCUAACCUGUAUGGAAUUGCAGGAAGUGUGAAUGUGACAGGAGACGAGGUGAAGAAAUUGGACGUGCUAUCCAAUUCCCUGGUCAUCAAUAUGCUUCAGUCCUCCUACAGCACCUGUGUCCUAGUCUCGGAAGAGAAUAAAGAAGCAGUUAUCACAGCCAAGGAGAAGAGGGGGAAAUAUGUGGUUUGCUUUGAUCCGCUGGAUGGAUCUUCAAACAUUGACUGCCUGGCCUCCAUUGGAACUAUAUUUGCAAUCUACAGAAAGACCACAGAGGAUGAGCCUUCUGAGAAAGAUGCCCUCCAGCCUGGCCGCAAUAUUGUGGCUGCAGGUUAUGCACUCUAUGGCAGUGCGACCCUGGUGGCUCUUUCCACGGGGCAAGGAGUGGAUCUCUUCAUGCUGGACCCGGCUCUAGGAGAAUUUGUGCUGGUAGAAAAAGAUAUCAAGAUUAAGAAGAAAGGGAAAAUUUUUAGCCUCAAUGAGGGCUAUGCCAAGUAUUUUGAUGCUGCCACCACUGAGUAUGUACAGAAGAAGAAAUUCCCUGAGGAUGGCAGUGCACCUUAUGGGGCCAGGUAUGUAGGCUCCAUGGUGGCUGAUGUGCAUCGUACUCUGGUCUAUGGAGGAAUCUUUAUGUACCCAGCCAACCAGAAAAGUCCUAAUGGCAAGCUCCGGCUCCUGUAUGAAUGUAAUCCUGUGGCCUAUAUUAUUGAGCAGGCAGGAGGCAUGGCAACCACAGGCACCCAGCCUGUGCUGGAUGUGAAGCCUGAGAGUAUCCACCAGCGAGCUCCCCUCAUUUUGGGGUCCCCAGAGGAUGUACAAGAAUACCUCACCUGUGUUCAGAGAAACCAGGCAGGCAGGAAAAGCCACAUGACACCUGGCCGGCACCAGCAUAGGGCCCGACAGACAGAAAGUUGAGGCAGAGUGGAGCAUCUGUGACGACCAUCUUCUUCCUUGUGGUGUUGGUGUUGGUGUUGGGUGGUGCACUGCUGUGCUGUGUGUUGUCUGCUGCAUCAUAUUAUGGGAAAAUACAAAGAUGGCAGAAAAUACAUCACAGUUUCUCACGGUUCCACAAUGGGAUAGAACUGGGAGGCAGAAAAUACAUCACAGUCUCUCAAGGUUCCACAAUGGGUUAGAACUGGGAGGUAGAAAAUACAUCGUAGUCUCUCAAGGUUCCACAGUGGGAUAGAAUAGGGAGGCUAUGGUGGCUGUUCUCUGACCCCUCGAUGGGGCUGAUGCUGAGAUAUCUGUUAGGAUUGAAAGCUAGGGUGGGGUGUUUCGCCUGGGUGCUGUGGGGUGGUGUGCCUCCUUGAUGAAUGUGAAUAUAGGGAUUCUUGACAAAGAGUGGUAGCCUAUAGAGUGCCUUGCAAGCCCCCAGAGUAAAAUGUGGGAGGCAGGAUUGUCAGAAACUGUGUGGUUCCUGCUAUGGGUCACUAAGAGAAACCCAGACACCUGCCCAAAGGGGAUUUACCUGAGUAAAGAAGGAAUUCUAAUGAGAAAAAGAUGCAGGUGGUAUCCUUUCUGUUAGCCUCUUCGACAUCAGUUAAAUGUGACUAAAGAAAGGAUGAGAUAGAGGGUUGUGUGUGUGCGUGUGCGUGCGUGCGUGUGUGUGUGUG